Messenger RNA from Striga hermonthica, 432 nucleotides. The record is from the annotation of a GenBank genome assembly. Lineage: Eukaryota; Viridiplantae; Streptophyta; Magnoliopsida; Lamiales; Orobanchaceae.
AUGGCGGUCAACGAUGCCUACCACGAGUACAUGGACGACGUCAACAAUAGCGAGGGCUUCUACGUAACCCCCACACGCGACGGUUCGGUUAUUUUCGGAUGCAUCCGGCCGAUGCUCGGAGAAUUCUCCGGCGAAGAAAUCCACCGGAAGGCGGAGGUUGCCGCCAGGCACGCGGUGGAGGAACACAACCGAAAAAGCCUCGGGAGCACUCUCGAGUUUUUGAAGAUUGUGAACCUCAACGUGGAACCCACGGCCGGCGCCAUGUACUACAUGACGGUGGCGGCCGGAGAGGAUUCCGGCGACUCGCGGCUCUAUGAGGUCAAGGUUUGGGAGAAGAUCAAUUCGGGCUUUCGGGUCGAGAUUUUUCGGCCCGCGCCUUACUCGAUGAAAUCCUCCGGUAAUUUAUUAGUGCAGAUGAGAUUCAAUUUUUAA